Polyodon spathula (Mississippi paddlefish) is the source of this 1163-nucleotide messenger RNA. Its product is annotated as peptidyl-prolyl cis-trans isomerase FKBP7-like. Bases 259 to 900 code for a protein of 213 amino acids. NCBI's taxonomy places the organism in Eukaryota, Metazoa, Chordata, Actinopteri, Acipenseriformes, Polyodontidae. The transcript is spliced from 4 exons. The record is from RefSeq and is a predicted model, not a curated record. Gene Ontology annotation, molecular function: calcium ion binding; peptidyl-prolyl cis-trans isomerase activity.
UUUUUUUUUUGGUUUUGUUUUCUUGCAUGCUCAUAAAAUAUUUCAGUAGACGAAAAAUGUAAACUGCGCAACAUCUUUAUUAUAAAGUUCUAACAUGACUCAAAUUCCUCACUGCCAGUUCAGAAGAUUUUCACGUUCGUCUUUACGUGUAAUUGGAAGAGGCGUGGGCGUGGCUGCUGGAGUCAUUGGUCUUUCAGACACUGCCACGCGUUCGCUUGAAUUUGUGUAACAGUACGCAGUGAUUAGCUGUCGGGCACAAUGGUGUUUAUUGCCAUGUUUCUUUUGUAUUUGCAGGCAUACAGCCUUUCGGUAGAUUUUUCAGUUGCACAAGAAGAAGAAGUCAAAAUUGAAGUUGUGCACAUGCCAGAAGAAUGCACGAAGAAAAGCAAAAAAGGGGACAUGCUGAAUGCGCAUUAUGAUGGGUUUCUAGCAAAAGAUGGCUCAAAGAUUUACUGCAGCCGAUCAGACAAUAAAGGACACCCUAAGUGGUUUGUACUUGGUGUUGGCCAAGUAAUAAAAGGACUGGACAUAGGAAUGAUGGGCAUGUGUCCUGGAGAAAAAAGAAAAGUGACUGUACCCCCUUCACUAGGAUUUGGAAAACUAGGGAAAGACAAGGUGCCACCUAAUUCUACACUGAUAUUUGAAAUUGAGCUGUACACAGUCGCAAGAGGACCUCGCAGCGCAGAGUCCUUUCAAGAAAUUGACCUAAACAAAGACAGAUCACUUUCUCAGGAUGAGGUCUCAGAAUAUAUGAAGAAGGAGUUUGAGAAGGGUGGUAAUAAACGUGACCAAUCCUUUUAUGAUGCCAUUAUAGCAGAUGUUUUUCGGAAGAAUGACCAUAACGGAGAUGGCUUCAUAUCUGCAAAAGAAUACAAUGUCUACGAACAUGAUGAGCUAUAGUGAAACACUCCAGUUUAAAGUGAAUAUUUAUAGGAGUGGAAGUAAUAGAAUUGUCAAACAAAACAAAGCUAAGCUCUGUUGUGUUAAACUUCCAUACCUAUAAAUAUUCACUUUAACUACACUGAUUUCAACUAAUCUGCCUGCACUUGUUUUAAAAGAAAAAAAAAUAGUAUUAUUUUUUGUAUAAGAAAGUAUUUGAUAGUAUAUUGUCAAAUAAAUACCACUUGGAAAUAGGUGACUGGAAUUUGUUUACAUCAUUUACA